Oncorhynchus mykiss (rainbow trout) is the source of this 4204-nucleotide messenger RNA. RefSeq names its product vacuolar protein sorting-associated protein 53 homolog. Gene Ontology annotation, biological process: retrograde transport, endosome to Golgi. Gene Ontology annotation, cellular component: GARP complex. The record is from RefSeq and is a predicted model, not a curated record. Lineage: Eukaryota; Metazoa; Chordata; Actinopteri; Salmoniformes; Salmonidae.
GAUAGAGACAGUGAAACACGUUCUAUUUCAGUGUCAGAAAUAUGGGAUGGAAAGAGAGCGAUUGUUAUUAGAUUUGAGGUGUAAUGGGGUUGAAGAGCCAAGAUUAAGUGCACUUUUGGGGAAAUCUUCAGUCGAUGUAGCAUUUAAUUAUGUAUUUAGUUUCCUUAGGAAGACGAUACUAUUGGGUAGGAUGUAGACCUUCCCUGGCUCUGGUCCACGCUCCAAUCCAGUUAGUGACGGUAAUACACCUUAAUGUUGGUUGCCAAACGCCACUUAAAAUCCACAGAAGAAGAAGAAGAACAAGGUGAAGGAAGUGACCUGCCUCGGCUUUCUGCGGUAGUUUGCUAGCUGUGCAUGAUGAUGGAGGAGGAAGAAUUGGAAUUUUCGGAGGAUUUGGAGGCUAUUUUGAAUCUUACUCCAGAGGUGCAGUUGGCCAUCGAGCAGGUUUUCCCCAGUCAAGACCCAUUGGACAGAGCAGAUUUUAAUGCUGUGGAAUACAUCAAUACAUUGUUUCCCACUGAGCAGUCACUGGCAAAUAUAGAUGAUGUGGUCAACAAGAUCCGUCUGAAGAUUCGGCGUCUGGAUGACAACAUCAGGAUGGUGGUGAGAGGUCAGACCAAUGUGGGCCAGGAUGGCAGACAGGCACUGGCAGAGGCCCAGGUAGCCAUCGGCCAGCUCUUUGGCAAAAUCAAAGACAUUAAGGACAAGGCUGAGAAAUCCGAGCAAAUGGUCAAAGAGAUAACGCGGGACAUCAAACAGCUGGACCAUGCUAAGCGUCACCUGACCACCUCCAUCACCACCCUCAACCACCUGCACAUGCUGGCCGGGGGCGUUGACUCUCUAGAGGCCAUGACGAGGAGGAGGCAGUAUGGCGAGGUGGCUAACCUGCUACAGGGGGUGGUCAACGUGCUGGAACACUUCCACAAAUACAUGGGCAUCCCUCAGAUCAGACAGCUCUCAGAGAGGGUGAAAGCAGCCCAAAGUGAGCUGGGGACUCAGAUCAUGGCAGACUUCGAAGAGGCCUUCCCCGCUCAGGGGUCAAAGAGAGCAGGGGGACCCAGUAACGUUCUGAGGGAUGCCUGUCUGGUGGCCAACGUCUUGGACCCUCGCAUCAAACAGGAGAUCAUCAAGAAGUUCAUCAGACAGCACCUCUCUGAGUACAUGGUGCUCUUCCAGGAGAACCAGGACGUAGCUUGGCUGGAUAAGAUCGACCGGCGCUACGCCUGGAUUAAGCGUCAGCUGGUGGACUAUGAGGAGAAGUACGGACGCAUGUUUCCUGAAGAGUGGUGUAUGACCGAACGCAUCGCUGUAGAGUUCUGCCACAUCACCAGGACAGAGCUGGCCAAAGUAAUGCGGACGAGGGCCAAAGAGAUUGAGGUCAAGCUGCUUCUGUUUGCCAUUCAGAGGACCACCAACUUCGAGGGGCUGCUCGCCAAGCGCUUCUCUGGGUGCACCCUCACCGACGUGCCCGGGGUGAAAAAGCCUGAGCCACCACUGGAGUCCACCAACCCUUUCCUGGAGGACGAGGUUGGAGAUGAUGGUUCAGAGAUAGAGGAGGAUCUGGAUAGGCCCAAGAAGCACAAGGCUCCUGACAACCCCUUCCAUGGCAUUAUUUCCAAGUGCUUUGAGCCUCACCUCUAUGUCUACAUCGAGUCUCAGGACAAGAACCUGGGGGAGAUGAUUGACCGUUUUGUGUCAGACUUCCGGGCGCAGGGCCCCCCCAAGGCGGGCACAGAGGACGGGGGAGCAGUGCUGCCCAGCUGUGCUGACCUGUUUGUCUACUAUAAGAAGUGCAUGGUGCAGUGCUCCCAGCUCAGCACAGGGGAACCUAUGAUCGCCCUCACCACCAUCUUCCAGAAGUACCUCAGAGAGUAUGCCUGGAAGAUACUGUCUGGAAACCUGCCCAAGACUAGCAGUAAUAGUGGAGGACUGACCAUCAAGAGUCUACUGCAGGAGAAGGAGGGUUCGGAGGCUGCUAAGUUCAAUGUAGAGGAGCUGUGUCUCAUCUGUAGCAUCCUCAGUACUGCAGAGUACUGUCUAGCCACCACACAGCAGUUGGAGGAGAAGCUGAAGGAGAAGGUGGAUAAGACUCUAGUGGAGAGAAUCAACCUGACUGGAGAGAUGGACACCUUCAGCAAUGUGAUUUCCAACAGUAUCCAGUUGCUUGUUCAGGACCUGGACGCUGCCUGUGAUCCUGCUCUCACUGCCAUGAGCAAGAUGCCAUGGCAGAGUGUAGAGCAUGUAGGUGACCAAAGUCCCUACGUGACGUCAGUCAUCAUGCACAUCAAACAGAACGUCCCCAUCAUCAGAGGGAACCUGGCCUCCACACGAAAAUACUUCACCCAGUUCUGCAUCAAGUUCACCAACUCUUUUAUUCCUAAAUUCAUCAACCACUUGUUCAGGUGUAAGCCUAUCAGCAUGGUGGGGGCUGAACAGCUCCUCCUGGACACCCACUCCCUGAAGACAGUGUUGUUGGAUCUGCCCUCUAUAGGGUCUCAGGUGGUCCGCAAGGCCCCAGCCAGCUACACCAAGAUAGUCGUGAAGGGGAUGACCCGCGCUGAGAUGAUCCUCAAGGUGGUCAUGGCCCCCCAUGAACCCUCCGUGGUGUUUGUGGAUAACUACAUCAAGCUCCUCGCUGAUGGAAACCCAGAGACCUUCCAGAAAACUCUGGAUAUGAAGGGGUUGAAGCGCAGUGAGCAGAGCAGCAUGUUGGAACUCUUCAGACAGAGGUUACCCACUCCACCCUCAGGGGCCGAUGGAGGCCCCUCUCUCUCCUUCAGCACCCCCACCCCCGAGCAGGAGAACUCGCGCAUACGCAAACUGGAGAAGCUCAUCAAAAAGAGACUAUGAGCGUGCACACACUCAUCACCAUACCACACACAAAUGAUUCCAGUAAUUCAUCUCAAAUACUUUUUCUUGCUCUGUUCAAGCAUAAUGGAGAAUUGCAGGCAGAGUAAAGACAUGAUUGUCUCAUUUUUGUUAGGAGCAUUAAUGACCCUAAUGAUUUCAAAGUCAACUGUCGAAUUAUGAAGAAAUUUCCUCAGCUGCAGAGCUGUUGGCACGUAUUACUCAUUUACUUGUGUAUUUCUUUUCUGCUUCUCUUUUUAUGACACUAAAUACCCGAGCUUUGUAAAUGUUAAAUGUAGACUAUAUCAUACAUAUGCUAUGCAUUUUAACAAAAUGUGUUUGCACUUAAAGACUGAGCUACUAACUAAAAACGGCUUUAAGAGCAAUUUGCUGCCGCUUUGGCACCUAUCCUCCCAGUCCCAGACUGAGAACAAGGAACUUCAGUGCGUUUGAAGCUAACGUUAUGAUAUUCUCCAGUCCUGUGCCUUUGUGUGUUUCUCUUGGUUCCCUGUUCAAGGGGAGGAUGCAGUUAGUUAGGAGUUUGUAUGUUUCCAGUGUCCCUUCACAACAAGAACACCCUCCAGGUGGAUGGACCGCAUCCCACCAUGCAUUGAUGUCUCCAGGUUCAGUGGUUAAGCCCCCAGGUCCAGGACAGAGGAAAUCCCAAGAUCCUCUAUCUCCUCAAUUAGACACGAGACAGUUUCUGUGCUUUUUGAAAAUCCCCCAUGAAAUGAGAACCAGUCAAAGCCUUUUAACUCUGGCCCUUCGCCAGGAAUUGUGUAUGCGUUUGAGACAUUAAGCAUGUUCAUUUAUUUAAGCUCUAUUUCCCCAUGUAAUUCCUUGCUGAGCGUUUUAUAAAUGUCAAUCUGAAGUGUAUUUAUGUGUGUGUGUGUGUGUGUGUCUGAAUCGAUUUGAUUACAGUGAGGGAGAGUUGCAGUACUUUAUAACAGAGGAACUCAUGUUCUCUGUUGUACAAGGAUGCAUUGUACAACAUAUUGAUUUCUGUUUAAGAUUUAUUGUCUUUUUUUUAUUUUCUGUUAUUCCGGGCCUCUGUUUGACAUUGACAGGCCUAGAUUACCUGUCAAUAAUAAUUCAAACUUACUGACACUCCCAUUAUGCUUGUUUGCACUGGGUUCGGAACGCAAUCAUGGUUACAUUAAGACACUGUGUAAGAUUGAAAUACCGCAAGUUUUCCCAGAAAACAUCCCUUUACAUCCUCAUGCUAGCUAGCAGUAGCCACUGCGCCCAGUUUGGAAUGACAGUGUCAGCCAAUCAGCUCCUUUAUUGUUCAACCAUGGUGCUUCACGGUGUGUGUAACCAUGAUUGUGAUCCGACCCCAGUACAGCUCAAGCGUAAC